UUUAUGCUAUUUUGACAUUCCCUUUUGUAUGACAUUUUUUUAUAUUAAAAAGAAGGGGAGCCUUGAUAGGCACUAUACAUAGAUAAAAAAAUAGCAGCCACAACAGGAGAAACAAAGUUUUCACAGGCCAAAACAAAGAAACAUCAUACAUGAAAAAUUGUACGAGCGUAAAAAAACUCAAAACAUUGGAGUAAUUCAUUAAGGUGCUUUUCUUCCGCUGUGACCCACAGGCAUGUCUUAUCUUUAAUAUUUUGUAGCACUCUCACAUUUGUCGACUCUUCGUGCUCGAAGACCCCUACAUUCUUUUUCGUCCAAAUUUCCCAACAAACAAGCAUGAUCAGUGAGCGUAAACCUUUCUUGGGCACACUGUAUGUCUGAUCCAUAACCGUCCACCAUUUGUGGACCUGGACCAUGUCACUAUCCCCAGUUGUUUGGGCAUAGUUCGUCAUUUCCAGUCCAAGUCACGAGCUCCAUCCAUAAUCGCAGUAAAUAUGCAUUUUUGUGAAAAUAUGGAUGACCGUCUCAUGCGCCUGACGACAAAGAAUGCAAUUGUGCUCAUUUGGCCAUCCUUGACUCUGUAGUCUGUCAGAAGUGCAAAUUAUAUUUGGAUUGCAAGCCAACUGAAAAGCUUGCAUUUUGGUGGCGCCCAGGUUUUCCAAUUCAGUCACGAAAUUAGUUUCCACCGUCCCUCGGAAUUGUGCUCUGUAUGCUGACCCAGUGGUGUGCUGUCCAUGUUUUGUUAGCUUCCAAACUAUGGAGUUCGGCAUGCUUUGUUGAAAAUCCACACGGUUAACCUCAUGCUACAUGUGGGUGAAUUCUACCAAGUGUUGGACUUUGAAUCCUCCAUUUUGAAGAUUGACGUCACAUAUCCAAUUGCUGUUCUGGAGAGCCGAAUAUAAUGUCCUGUUUAUUUUGGAGAUCAUGAAAAGGCUGAGUGCAAAGUCGCAAGGUUGUUAUCCUUGCACCCAUGCUCUGUGCCAGAAUGAAAUUUUCCUACCAUCAUCAAUAUUUGCAGAAGUUGCAGCUGCAAAGAGAAGCUUAUCAGUUUUAUCGCACGGAAUGUCGUGUCCGAUCCAUGGUUUUGAGUCCUCAGACCACUCUGGCCAAAGCCACCGUAACCUAAGAGCUCUUGCAAAUUUCCUGUGGUGAAGUAUCCCGAGUCCUCCAAAGAUUUUUGACCUGGUCGAUCCAGGCCAGUUUACUUUACAUUUCCCUCCUGUGAGCUUCUCUGCCCCACCCAGAGAAACUGUUUUUUCUUUCCAUCAAUUUUGUCUAAAGCAGCCUUUCAAGUGUGUAGGGAGGUAAGGAAGUAAACUGCCAGUGAGGUGAGAACCGAUUUCACAAGGGUCAGACGUCCUGCUGGAUUUACCUGUGAGUUUGUCUAUCGCUUUGUCAACCAAAGGCUGGAAAUCAACAUGUUGAGGUAGCUUAGUGGUAAGUGGUAGCACCAGGUCAGAUCGUGGGAUGGAAGUUGAAGGCAUUCCCAGUUGAUGUCCAAUUGACGCAUUGGGGGGCGGCUCAUGAUGCCUUGAAGUGAUCUUGAGUUAUUUUUGCUUUGUGCUCAUAAUUAACUGCCCAACAUUGUUCUGGCGCAAGCAUUCAAUGUGGUUCUUUCUUCUUGCAUUCACUUCGCGGUGGAAAACUUUUGCAUUCACAUUCCCAAGCCUAAGGUUUGUUAAACGGGGCACCUGCUUGCUUCACACCCUUUCUAUUACGGUAAGGCCGAGGACUCGCUUCUUAAGCUUUGCCCUUAGGUUACUCUCAGCUAAGUUUAUCACCCUGCUCUUCUGGGCCACGUCAAGGCUAAUGAUCACUUCUGGUGCCAUGUGGAAUUGAUUUUUCAUGUCCGAAAAUAAACAUUUGCUCCAGCUUUGGAGGUGAUUAGCAGCUUGUGAUAUAAGAUAUGGAACGACUCAUAAUGCUCUGACGGGGCAUGCAAAGCUGAAAAAAAACUCGGCCGGGGAGGGAAAGACUGCCCUCCCGGUAUUAUAUUAAGAAGAGACCGAAACAAUGGUCCCGGCCGAGAAAAUCCCCGAACCCUGGCCCCCCAUCACUAACGGGUCGGCGUCAACUGUUCACUCUGCAACGGCCCAACCGGAGGGUGGCGCACAGGACAUCGUAACUCGAGAGCGGAUGGGGCACAGCGAGGGGAUUUUUUUAACCAAGCCUGAAAAUUCGCUCCCGAGGGGAAUCGAACCCAGGACUUGGAGGUGCUACUCGGAAGUCCUCAACCACUAGGCUAGAGGCCCUUUCGCUCAUGCAAAGCUGAAGGAUCGCGGUUUGAAAGCCUGGGAGCUUUAUCCAAAAAUUCUCGAACUUAAAGGUUUUUGGUCGCCUUGGUACACUUUGAUAAGAAAGCAGUAGAAGGCAGUGGUCCAAUAAAGUUGUCAAGAGGGCAUGGAGGACAUGUGAACUGAAGAUUGCAUCCCAUCCCACAGUGCAAAUUUUUUGAUCUAGUCCCAUUAAAGUUGGGUUGCGUCUCUCACCGUUCCAAGUGAACUUACGGAUUUGAAGCUUUGUAAAUGAGAUUGGAGUUGCUCAUAACGAGACAUUUGAUACUAUCCACAGGUUUUAGGGAUCUCAGCUACCCAAGAAAGAGAUGCUUGUUGCUACGUUUGUCUCAUGUGGCAUGCUUAGAAAUUUGCAGGUGAGGUACCGCUCAAGCUACACUGGUAGCUUUCCACACUGGAUACGGGAACUGGACUCCCCAAGAGAAGCUUCUCUGCUUAAACAGAUCUAUAAAAGCGAUCCAGAAAGAGUUGUACAAAUCUUUGAAAGGCACCCUUCAUUGCAUUCCAACUCUGCUGCUCUUUCUGAGUACAUAAAAGCUCUUGCCAGUCUUGACAGGCUGGAGGAUAGCCCCUUGCUCAAAACAUUGCAGAGAGGAUUUGCUACUUCAGCAGCUGAGGAAGAAAGAAGUACUGGUCUUGCUGCUUUCGGGAGUGUGGGUCGGCGGACGAAAGAUGGAGCUCUUGGUACAGCGAAUGCACCUAUUCACAUGGUUACUGCUGGAACCGGUCAAUUUAAGGAGCAACUUUGGAAGACCUUCCGAAGCGUUGCACUUACUUUCCUUGUGAUCUCCGGCAUUGGAGCUCUCCUUGAAGACAGGGGAAUUAGUAAAGGGCUUGGAUUGAACGAAGAGGUUCGGCCCAACAUGGAUUCGAAGACAAAGUUCAGUGAUGUCAAGGGAGUUGACGAAGCUAAAGCUGAACUUGAGGAAAUUGUUCACUACCUACGAGAUCCUAAGCGUUUUACAUGCCUUGGUGGAAAGCUUCCUAAAGGUGUUUUGCUGGUGGGACCACCUGGAACUGGAAAAACUAUGCUGGCAAGGGCUAUAGCUGGGGAAGCUGGUGUUCCUUUCUUCUCAUGCAGCGGUAGUGAAUUUGAGGAGAUGUUUGUGGGUGUCGGGGCUAAAAGAGUGAGGGACCUGUUCAAUGCAGCAAAAAAAUGUUCUCCUUGUAUAAUAUUCAUUGAUGAGAUUGACGCGAUUGGUGGGAGCAGAAAUCCCAAGGAUCAACAAUACAUGAAGAUGACCUUGAAUCAGUUGCUUGUUGAACUAGAUGGCUUUAAGCAGAAUGGCGGGGUCAUUGUCAUUGCUGCCACUAACUUCCCUCAGUCACUUGACAAGGCGCUUGUUAGGCCUGGGCGCUUCGACCGUCAUAUUGUGGUUCCUAAUCCAGAUGUUGAGGGCCGGCGGCAGAUCCUGGAGGCUCAUAUGUCAAAGGUUUUAAGAGCUGAUGAUGUGGAUCUGAUGAUCAUUGCAAGGGGAACUCCUGGUUUCUCAGGUGCAGAUCUUGCGAACUUGGUGAAUGUAGCUGCUCUGAAGGCCGCUAUGGAUGAAGCAAAAGCUGUUACGAUGCAGGACCUUGAAUAUGCGAAGGACAGGAUCAUGAUGGGCAGUGAGCGCAAAUCAGCAGUUAUAUCUGAUGAAUCCAGGAAGAUUACUGCGUAUCACGAGGGAGGGCAUGCCCUUGUUGCGAUCCACACAGAGGGCGCUCACCCUGUUCACAAGGCUACAAUUGUUCCGAGGGGAGUUUCUCUUGGUAUGGUUAUACAGCUCCCAGAGAAGGACCAGCAUAGCGUUUCAAGAAAGCAGAUGCUGGCGAGGCUGGAUGUGUGCAUGGGAGGAAGAGUGGCUGAGGAGCUUAUAUUUGGGGAAAGCGAGGUAACCACCGGUUCCUCGUCUGACCUAAACUACGCGACUAGGCUGGCAAGAGCCAUGGUGACCAAGUAUGGUAUGAGUAAGCGUGUGGGUCUUGUUUCCUACAGUGAGAAUAGUGUUAGCGGCCAAACAAGUGUGAUUGAUAAGGAGGUGAAGGAAAUUCUGGAGAAGGCGUACAAUAACGCAAAGGCAAUUCUGACAACUCACGAUAAGGAGCUUCAUAUGCUAGCGAACGCCCUUCUUGAGCAUGAGACACUGUCUGGAGCGCAGAUCAAGAAAUUACUGCCACAGGUGGACAAUAGUAACAAUAAGCAGAAGAAGGCUGCCAAGGUGCCGCAGAAGACACCGGCAGCCAGAGCCAAGGGAGUUGCACAAGAGGCGGCAGGGAAAGCCAAGGGAGUUGCAGGUACAGCAGCGGUGGCACAAGAAGCGGCAACAGCGAACACCGAGGGAGGUGCAGGUACAGCAGCGGUGCCACAAGAAGCGGCAACGUCGGUGGCAGCGAAAGCCAAGGGAGUUGCCGGUACAGCGGCGGCCGCACAAGAAGCGGCAACAGCAAACACCGAGGGAGGUGCAGGUACAGCAGCGGCGCCACAAGAAGCGGCAACGUCGGUGGCAGCGAAAGCCAAGGGAGUUGCCGGUACAGCGGCGGCGGCACAAGAAGCGGCAACAGCAAACACCGAGGGAGGUGCAGGUACAGCAGCGGCGCCACAAGAAGCGGCAACAGCAAACACCGAGGGAGGUGCAGGUACAGCAGCGGCGCCACAAGAAGCGGCAACGUCGGUGGCAGCGAAAGCCAAGGGAGUUGCCGGUACAGCGGCGGCGGCACAAGAAGCGGCAACAGCAAACACCGAGGGAGGUGCAGGUACAGCAGCGGCGCCACAAGAAGCGGCAACAGCAAACACCGAGGGAGGUGCAGGUACAGCAGCGGCGCCACAAGAAGCGGCAACGUCGGUGGCAGCGAAAGCCAAGGGAGUUGCCGGUACAGCGGCGGCGGCACAAGAAGCGGCAACAGCAAACACCGAGGGAGUUGCAGGUACAGCAGCGGCGCCACAAGAAGCGGCAACGUCGGUGGCAGCGAAAGCCAAGGGAGUUGCCGGUACAGCGGCGGUGGCACAAGAAGCGGCAACAGCAAACACCGAGGGAGUUGCAGGUGUUGGCUCAUAGUGGCAUUGGGGAGAAGCACAAGUCAGCGUUUUGUGCAGCCCCAACUAGAUGAGCACCAAGUGUGAUUAGGGCAACAAUGUGUUUGGUUUCCAACCCUAGAUGAUCGCGGAAUUGUACUGGAAUGGAACACUAAGCAUCGAGAAUACUAAUCCUUUCGUCCAUGUUUCACAUGAUAUAUUCUCUGAAACAACGUUUGGAAA
Zea mays is the source of this 5529-nucleotide messenger RNA. Its product is annotated as ATP-dependent zinc metalloprotease FTSH 5, mitochondrial. The transcript has 7 exons. Gene Ontology annotation, molecular function: ATP-dependent peptidase activity; ATP hydrolysis activity; metalloendopeptidase activity. Gene Ontology annotation, biological process: protein import into chloroplast stroma; proteolysis. Gene Ontology annotation, cellular component: membrane; chloroplast. The record is from RefSeq and is a predicted model, not a curated record. The coding region runs from base 2600 to 5329 and encodes 909 amino acids. Lineage: Eukaryota; Viridiplantae; Streptophyta; Magnoliopsida; Poales; Poaceae.